Molecule: messenger RNA, 1370 nt
Organism: Venturia canescens
Lineage: Eukaryota; Metazoa; Arthropoda; Insecta; Hymenoptera; Ichneumonidae
Product: GPN-loop GTPase 1
Exons: 4
Coding region: 104-1300 (398 amino acids)
Molecular function (GO): GTPase activity
Source: RefSeq, a predicted model, not a curated record
ACCGUGAGUCAGUUGAUCACCUCGCGCAUAAUCAGCUGUUGAAUGUGACCGGCAAGCCGGCGAUAAACAUUGGACACGUUUUGUACAUAUUUUCAAUCGUAGAAUGGAAGUGACCGGUGAAAAUUGCGAUCUCAAGAAAGAGGAAAAGCCUCAAAAUGAUAGUGCAGCUGAAAAAGAAUCGACGAAUACGGAGACGAAGAAAGAAUCGAAAAAACCAACCUGUGUUAUUGUCUUAGGAAUGGCGGGUUCAGGAAAAACAACAUUUGUACAAAAAAUCGUAUCCACACUGUACGAAAGCGGGAGACCUUACGUUAUUAAUUUAGAUCCUGCUUGCAAAGAGGUUCCUUAUCCGGCCAAUAUAGAUAUUAGGGAUACAGUCAACUACAAACAAGUUAUGAAGCAAUAUCGUCUGGGACCAAAUGGUGGGAUUGUUACUACUCUGAAUUUAUUCUCCACAAAAUUUGACAAAGUGGUAGAAUUGCUGGAAAAAGCGUCUGACGAUCACGAGUACGUGAUUCUUGACACCCCUGGACAGAUUGAAAUAUUCACUUGGUCAGCCAGCGGCACAAUAAUAACUGAAGCUUUGGCUUCUCAGUUUCCCACCAUUGUCGUAUACGUUUUGGAUACUGUUAGGAGCGUUAAUCCAGUUACUUUUAUGUCAAACAUGCUCUACGCCUGCUCCAUACUGUACAAAACUAAACUUCCUUUCAUCGUUGUUAUGAACAAAACCGACAUUAUUGACAAUGGUUACGCCGUUGAAUGGAUGCAAGAUUUUGAAGCAUUCCAGGAAGCUCUCGAUUCAGAGACGACGUACAUCAGUAAUCUCACUCGAAGCAUGGCUCUGACUCUCGACGAGUUCUACUCGCACCUCCGCAGUUGCGGAGUUUCUUCGCUCACUGGCCAGGGAAUAGACAAAUUUUUUGAACUCGUCAAAGAGGCGGUCGUCGAGUAUAAAGAAGUUUACAUCAAAGAUUGGGAAAAGCUACGAGACGAGAAAUGUGCAGAACGCGAGAAACGCAGACUCGAUAAUGCGGCAGCAGUAGCAGCUGGGAAAUCGACCUCCGCCGUAAGCAGUGUGAGUGCCGGCCGUGAAAUCGCGGACAUUUACCUCAAACCAUCCGGCGACGAGUCGAGCGAAGACGAUGACGGGGAAGAGGAAAAACCUCCGGGAGAUGAGGAAGAAGAGGAGAAAGAGGCCGAUUCGUUCAAAAAUUUCUUAUCCAGGCACAAGGACGAAAGUGAUAAAAAAGCGGCGAGACAACAAUCUCAAGCAAGCAGCGGAUCCAGCAAAGACACAUGAUUCGUUUGUACAAGUUUCUUUGUUGUAAAUAUUAAUUUAUGGUUUUUUAAUAUAAAAAUGAGCAAAAAUA